Dinoponera quadriceps is the source of this 2357-nucleotide messenger RNA. RefSeq names its product poly(A) RNA polymerase, mitochondrial (gene MTPAP). The transcript is spliced from 7 exons. Gene Ontology annotation, biological process: mitochondrial mRNA polyadenylation. The record is from RefSeq and is a predicted model, not a curated record. Gene Ontology annotation, molecular function: nucleic acid binding; poly(A) RNA polymerase activity. Lineage: Eukaryota; Metazoa; Arthropoda; Insecta; Hymenoptera; Formicidae. Bases 36 to 1781 code for a protein of 581 amino acids.
GUGCGCAACACGCGGGGCUGUGCGAAAGUUUUACAAUGGCGUUCUUUAAUCGUGCUAACCUUAAUACGCUCUCUUUGUUAAAUCGUUGUUAUUGCAAAUUCACAACUAGUACGGUAAAAUUCAAAGCGAACAAGCGCACCACGGUGUUUUCCAGUGCAUUUCACGAAAGGAACAAUAGCCAAAGUGAAAAGACGUCGGCUAACACCAAGCUCACAGCAUUUGAAGUCGAAAUUGCCAAGAGGAGGGAUCAAGCAUGUCGAAGUAUAUUGGUACAAGUGUACUCCGUGAAUUCUUACAACGAUCUCCAAAAUUAUUGUAUUCAAUUCGGAACGAUUCUGAGUAUGCAUCACUAUCGAAGCAAUAAACAACGUAAUUAUAUACUGGUUGAGUUUAACGAUGAAGCAACAGUGAAAAAGAUUUUAUCAUCUGCUACCUUUGCAAAUUCUGAUUUAAUUGUCCCAGUAAAAUCAUCAGUAUUGUGGUUUUCUAAAAACCAAUUUAGCCAGAAAUCACACAACAAUAAUAAAAAUAUAAUAAUAACCGCAGAAAAUAAUAAUUUAUAUCCUACUGUGAAGCAAAUCUCAAAUAUAUUGUACCAUUCAAAAUCGAUAUCAGGACAAAUACUGCAUCUGUACGAUGCAUUGAAAUUGAGCGAAUUAGAAACAAGACUGAGAUUUCAUACUGCGCAUCAUUUAGAAGAAUAUUUCUCCGGAUUAUUUUGCAGAAUGAAGGUCCUGCCGUUUGGUUCGUCUAUAAACGGCUUCGGGAGGAAAAGAUGCGACCUUGAUUUAGUUCUCGUCCCCGAUGCUAAUAUAAAUAACCCCACGAGCAGAUUGAUAUUUCAUUCAAAGUCCAUGAAAUUUAACGAAAGAUAUGAGGCGAAGGAAUUUAUGGGAAUACUUGCAAACACCAUGCAGCACUUUAUCCCUGGAAUCGAGAACGUACGAAGAAUCUUUGAGGCUCGAGUACCCAUCAUCAAAUUCAAUUUCGAAUACACCGAACUUGAGUGUGACCUAAGCACAACGAACAUGUCCGCUGUGUACAUGUCGGAACUGUUGAAUCUAUACGGAGAGAUAGAUUGGCGGGUUAGGCCGCUUGUUCUUAUGAUACGUAAAUGGGCGAAGAUUCAAGAGAUAACGAGCGAGUCACCGGGCCACUGGAUAACAAAUUUCUCUCUCUCGUUGUUGGUAUUAUUCUACUUGCAGCAGAAAAAUAUAUUGCCAUCGUUAAGAGCGUUGAGAAUAUACGCGACAUGCGAUGACGCUCGUCAUUCAGAGAACGGCAUCGACUGUACCUUCCUGCGAGACGUCCAGAAAUUACCGAACGAAUACAAGUACAAAUUGAAUCAAGACGAUUUGGAGCAUCUUCUGUUUGGUUUCUUCGAAUACUUUUCGACGUUCGAUUUUUACAUGAAAGGAAUAUGCAUUCGCGAAGGCGUACCGAUCAGGAAACCGUCGCACUCAGCGCUUCACAUUGUCAAUCCGCUCGAGACAACACUGAACGUUAGCAAGAAUGUGAGUAUCUUCGAGCUGAAUCGGUUGACAGAAAAAGCGCACGAUGCCAUCUUCACGUUAGAGACUUCCGACAAAUCCAAAUACACCAACUGGGGCAUUAUGAAUUUAUUAAAGAUAAACAACGUGAACAUGGCGAAUUUUUCGCAGUUAAACGUUACGGAAAGUCCAAAUGUCGCAAAUAACUCUCUAAAAAACCAUUCCCAUGAAAUUCCUGAGAAGAUCGUAAAUGACGAUGACAUACAGCCGAAAAAGAAAGAAACGGUAUGAUAGCAGAACAAGUAGCAAUGGCGCAAUUUGUCCCCGUGGAAAUGCAGGGGACAAUUGUUACUAAUUAUUUAUAACAAUAACUUGGUAUUGACUGAUUUUGAUGAUGAAAAAAGAACGAAAAUCGAAUCAUCCGUACACUCGAUUGUGAAACGGCCCGUGAACGCAUCGUUUCUGACGAAGUCCAGAGCACAGUCGGUGUCCAGUGAGAGAGAGAGGGAGAGAGAGAGAGAGAGAGAGAGAGAGAGAGAGAGAGAGAGAGAGAGAGAGUUUCUGAGAAACAUUCUCCCAUUGGACAUCGGCUGCUCUCCGAACUUGAUCAGAGAAAACGUGUGCGUGCAGAGACAUUCUCAUUGAAUUUGUUAGCACAAAGUGCAUGAUUUUCGACAAGAUCGGUGAAAAUGGGUGGAUCCCUGAAAGGCUUAUGGUAUAUGCGAAAAGAAAGAUCGUACACGUUUCCAUUGCAAGUAAUUAUACUCGUUGUAUCAUAACACGUGCAUUGUGCAUAUAGGAAGGAAAUAACUGUGUAUGUAAAUAUGAUAUAAAUAAGUUAUAAAAAAUCGCAAUCAGUCAAAUUGA